Molecule: messenger RNA, 3409 nt
Organism: Pocillopora meandrina
Lineage: Eukaryota; Metazoa; Cnidaria; Anthozoa; Scleractinia; Pocilloporidae
Source: the annotation of a GenBank genome assembly
AUGAAUCUUUAUUGGAAAUACAUGGAGUCUGCUCCGUCUUUUCUUUACGCCUUGUUAUGCUUCUCUGCUAUCCUGGUUUGGACUCUGUUUGCUAUCCUCGCGCUGCCAUUUUGGUUCUUGUUCAGAAUUCUGAAAUGGUUCCAAGGGGUUUGUAUUACUUACUGGGGACUGGGGAAAUUAUUGGCUUGUCAUGAUGUACCCUUUCUUCACGAGACCGAGUACAACCGUAAUUUUAUCAAUGGCCUGUUUGUCGUUGAUGGGACGAUUGAUAUGGAAGAGUUCCGUCAACUGAUUAUGUCCCGUGUAGUACAAAAUGUCGAGGAACCUAGCUACGUACGCAUGCGCAAACGUAUAGUUCAACGUUACUGGCGUUACAUUUGGCAAGACGAGCCGGAUUUUGACAUCAAAAAGCACAUUAGGCGAUUAGAAGGUGGUGGCCCGCGUAGCGAAGAAGAUUUGCAGAAAAUGCUUGGUGAAAAUUUUUCAUCACCGAUGCGUGAAGAUAUUUCUCCCUGGGAAAUCCUAGUGACGCCUCUAGACCUCCCAGGAAAAGAUCAGACUGCAAUUUGUAUAAGAAUCCAUCAUGCAAUAGGAGACGGUUUUGCUAUGAUCGGUCUGUUCGCCAGGCUCAUGGACAAAAAGCCAGAGCUGCUGCGGGUCAAGAAACCCGUGGCCACUCCAUGCGACAAACAAAAACAGGUAAAACAGGUUUUACCCUGAGAUAGAGAAAUUUAGUCAAGCUUACGAGCAGGCCCUCAAAAUUAACUCUUCGGCACGAGUGUUUCUUCGCCUGCGGGAAAGUAUGAAGCCUUGAACAACGCGAGUCGGCGAGAGGUCCUGCAAGGAGUCUGGCGCUAUUAGCAUCAUCAGUGCCAGACCCCACAAAUCUCUCCUCGACACGUCUCAAAUCUUCCCGGAGGCGGUGAAACGCGCGUCGUGCUGUGUUAAAAAUGAGGGCCUGCUUGUAGGCUUUACACGAUCUAGGUGACGGUGUCUUCUCCUGGCAAAAGGCCCUACAUAGAGAUCCACCAGUUUUUUGGAGCUCUUUUCGUCUGUCGUUAAACCAGCAAAGUUUUACAUACUUGCCAAUUCAAAUAAAAGCAAAUAUCUAGAGAAACCACUAAUUUAGCACUAUCGCUCUGACGAAGGGCUAACGCUCGAAACGUCAGCUUUUUUACCCUUUACGGUGGCUAAUUUACGUUUUCAACCCAGUUGUUAACACUAAAUUACCUGCACUAAUUUAGGACUCGAAUUGAAAACAAAAACUGAACACAUAGCGAAGUAAAGCAAAAUUAAAGCAAUCUGGGAUUACUCUCGACAAUCAAUUUAACCCUUUACAUCCUAACAUCAGUAUUCAUAUUCUCCAUACUGUUCUCUAUACAUUUACUAAAGUGCUGACAAGGAGAAUUUGUUUAACAAUCAAGAGCUUCUUUAGUUGGUGAUCAUUUCCUUUAUUCUCAUGAUCUGAAAUGAAUGAUUAGGCACUAUUAUUGUAAGGAGAAACUAGAUGCUGGUCAUUCUUAAGGAUUAAGGGGUUUAGAUAGCUCUAAUGUUUGUGAAAGGGGGGCAAGGUACAAAACAUUAUUGCCAUCAUACUUUGCUUUUGAUACGUGUUGAAAUCUAUCCUGUUCUUCGCCUUUUUAUUUUGUAGGUAUGGAAAGCAAUUCUAACAGGUCCGUUAGCUCUUCUGAGUGUAGCACUCUCCACAGCUGACAAUCCCUUCCCAGCUACGAAGAUGUCGGGUGAGAAGUGUUUCAGCUGGACAAAGACUAUUGACUUGGAGCUGGUGAAGGAGAUCAAGGCACGAACAGGUGGUAACACAUACACAAUUCAAUAUAUUUCAUUUCUGACAUUGAGGUGAUCGGCUUUGCCGGAUGACAUUUGAAGCUUGCAGAACAGGGUUAUAUUUUGGCGUUUUUCGUGCUAGCAGAGGAAAGCGCGAUGCUAUAGCGAGAAAAACGCAAAGGGUUGGUCAGCGCGAGAGAGAGGCUCUUCCCCCACGUGCGUUUCUCGCUUGAUGUAGUACGACACGUGAUGUAGCUUUAAAUUUUUUUUGUCUAAAUUAAGAUGAUGUUUAUCGGUAUAUCCAUCACGCAUGACUCCCUCUUCGCGCUCACCUCGCGUUCGAAUGGACACGCGAAUAAGCACACUAAUAAUCCACAUCGCAAUACUCCGUAAUAGCAUACCAGUUUUAUUUCCAUUGCCUUAGCUUGCUCUAUGCUCUCGAUCAGAAGGGACGGGUUUAGUAGCCAAGAAAUACCGGUCGCAGAAAUAUAAGGAUAUUUAUCAAAAUUGAGUUAAACCGUUGUUCAUCAAAUCUGCGUUCUAAUCCAUUUUCAACUCCGCUCAACACUUUUUUUCUAAACCGUUGUCAAGAAUCUCAUGGCUAACGCUGGGGAAAAGUUAAUUUACACCAAAAACCCACUGUCGCCCAAUAUCUAAUUUCUUCUUACAAUAUUACUCCUGAACCACACAUUAAGGUAAUGAGAGUAAAGGAAAUGAUCACCAACUAAUAAAGCUCUUGAUUGUUCAGCAAACUCUCCUUGUCAGCACGGUAGGAAAUGUAAUGAGAACAGUAGGGAGAAUGUGCAUACUGAUGUAAGGGUGUAAAAAGGUUAAGAGAGUGGAACGAGUUUCUGGAUCAAUCACAGAGAAAUGAGUAGCAAACCCAAUACAAUCGCGGAUUAUUUUCGACCUUCAAAUUGAAAAAUUCUCUGAUCAUAUUACUUCGCGUUUCUACCCAGGAACGACCGUCAAUGAUGUUCUUUCAACCUGUUUGGCGGGUUCGUUGCGUCGCUACCUCAAAUCGCAGGGUUCAAAACACCCAGAUGACAUCCAGAUCGCCAUCACCAUCAACACGCGCUCCCCUAAGGUCCUGUCGCGUGACAACAUACCGCUCGAGAAUCACUCGACUGGCUUGUUCUACAACCUUCCCGUGGGACUGGCUGACCCAUUCAAGCGUUUGCUUGAAACUAAACGGAGAAUGGACAACUUGAAAUCUUCGUCAGACUGGCGUAUCUUCGGGCUCAUCUACUCUCACAUCAUUGGGAGAUUGCCCGAUUUCAUUGGCCGUUUUUCGUCGUUUUCGCUGAAGCGUCACUGCUCAUUGAUUCUGAGCAAUGUGCCCGGCCCCCUGACGCCAUUUGAAAUUGGCGGGAAGGAAGUGAAGACCGCCAUAGCUUGGCCCCCAUUGGUCAGUGAUACUGGCAUGUCCAUUGCAGUGUUCAGUUAUGCAGGUACACUGCGCAUGGGCGUAUUGUCCGAUAAAGCUGUCCUUGCUGAUCCCGGUAAACUAGCGGAAAAUUUCAUCGAGGAAUUUGAAGAGAUGUACGAGUACGUGAUGAAGAGCCCAGUUUUGGAUACACAGACCUCUGCCAGUAAGAAGUAUUUUUAAUGAUUAUCACGGGGG